This is a messenger RNA of Oppiella nova, 1344 nucleotides long. The record is from the annotation of a GenBank genome assembly. NCBI's taxonomy places the organism in Eukaryota, Metazoa, Arthropoda, Arachnida, Sarcoptiformes, Oppiidae.
CGAAAGUAUUAAUACAAAAAUAGUAAAAAAUAAAACGUGUCAUACAUUUAGUUCAUUAUAUUUAACUAAAAAAAUAUUAUAUAAAAAUUUAAUAUGAAUUUUAAACAAGCUGUGUGUUUAGCCCUGGUGGCCAGUCAUAUGGUAUAUGGUAGGGAUGAUGGGACAGUACGUACCCCUCCCAUGGGUUGGCUAUCAUGGUCUCGAUAUGGCUGUGAAAUAGACUGCAAACGGUAUCCAAAGGCCUGUAUUAAUGAACAGCUUUAUAGGGAACAGGCGGACAGGCUGUCCACUGAUGGCUAUAAGGAGUUGGGCUAUAGUUAUGUGAAUAUAGACGACUGUUGGAGCGAAAUGGAAAGGGAUGUCGACAAUAGACUGGUGGCUAAUAAGCAAAGGUUUCCGAGUGGUAUGAAAGCGCUGGCAGAUUAUGUCCACUCAAAAGGCCUUAAGUUAGGUAUUUAUGGUGAUGUGGGUCCCAAAACUUGUGCUGGCUACCCGGGACAAAAUGGCAAAAAUGACUCUGGUGAUUAUUAUACACUGGACGCUAAAACAUUCGCUGAAUGGGGAGUCGACUCAUUAAAGUUUGACGGAUGCAAUCAAGAUGUUAAACAAUUUGAUCACUUAUACCCUCAAAUGGGAAAUGCCUUAAAUACGUCGGGUCGUCCCAUAGUGUACAUUUGUGAGUGGCCCCCGUUUCAAGUGGCAUCACAUGUCCAAACAGAUUAUAAGGCAGUCACCGAUAGUUGUCACGUGUUUGGUAGUCAUAGCGGGGAUAUACAGCAAUCGUGGGAAAGCAUAGCGUCUGUGCUAGAUUAUUUUGGUGAUAAUUACGACUGGAUGAGUAAAUAUCAUGACAUGCUAGUGGUCGGCAAUUACGGUCUGUCCCACGAGCAAAGUCGCACCCAAUUCGCAAUGUGGGCCAUGUUUUCGGCCCCCCUUUACAUGUCCAACGACUUGAGAGACAUCUCUACGGACGACAUGAAAAUACUACAAAAUAAGGCCAUCAUUGGUGUGAAUCAGGACAGGAAUGGCGUGUUGGCUAAACGGUUGGUCAAAGUAAACAGCCAACAGGUAUGGGUAAAACGGGUGGAGCCACAGGUGAACGGCCAGUGGUCUUACGCCGUGGUAUACAUCGACGCCAACCCUAUCGGUGACAAACAUUACAUAAACUUGGUAAACUUGGAGUAUAUAUUACCCGACGCUAAGCCGACUACUGAAUAUGUCGUACACGACCUGUACAUGGAUGAGGGCAAAGAUGUGCUUGGUACUUUAAAAUCAAGCGAUAAUUUGGAGUUGCUAGUUAAAACGGGUGGCGGUUGCCGUAUGGUUAAACUUGUGCCAAAAUGA